AUGGCAGUGCUUGAGUUUGAAACCAAGGAUAACGGUUGCGUAGUGGAAAUAAUUUUAAUAGACCGUAACGAGCGACCUACACGACCCCAUAUACUCGCUGUUACGUCGUAUAUUACUCCGACAUUCUGCGACUACUGCGGCGAAAUUCUUGUUGGUCUUAUCAAACAGGGACUGCAAUGCGCUAAAUGCAGAUGCAAUUUCCACAAAAAGUGCGCAUUUGCACCAAGGAACAAUUGCGCCAAGAAUAAUUUAACCGCAAUUUACCCAAACUCCACACCUACAGCACUUACAGAUGAGCAGCUAUGUCAGCCUGGUGCUGUUUUUGCGCUACCACAUACGUUGGCUGUGCAUAAUUACAAAACAUUAACUGUCUGCAAAGUAUGCGAUAAAAUGCUAAUUGGCUUGAUCAAGCAAGGACUGCGAUGUCGCGACUGCAAGGUCAAUGUGCACAAGAAGUGUGCUUCGCUACUGCCAAUGAAUUGCCAGAUAGCAGACGGCGGUAUAACACCAUCGUUCGAUCAGCUUAGUGUCGGCGACGAUACAUCGCUAGUUUCAGGAACAUACGACGAAGUAGCGAAUGAAGGAAGCGAUUCCAUGAUUCCACUUGUCCGAUUACCAGGCCAAGCAUCAACAAGAACUGCCAAUCGACAGCCGUUGGCGGAGGGUUGGAUGAUACAUUUCAUGCUGGAUCAACCGGAACGACGCCUUAGGCACUACUGGAUUUUGACCGGUUGUGCUCUCAGUAUGUACAAUGAAUACAAUGAAGGUGUUAAUCCACAUCGCAUUUACCAGACAAUUCCUCUGGGAGAAAUCUUGGUGCUGACGCCUUACAAUGGACCUCCUGUGCAUUCCGGCUAUCCAGCUCACUGCUUUGAAAUUCGAACGACAUCGCACAUGGUAUAUUGCAUUGGUGAAAACCUUGAUGCAUAUGGUGCGCCGCCUACAAAGGUCCCACGCCAUGCAAGCGGUAAAAGUAAUUCAAACGCACAGAUGUGGUUCCAGGACUACCUAUAUUUUGUUGAGCAGGCAUUACAACAAGCACUGAGGCCACCGCCGUCUAGAAAUGAUUCGUCGAAUGUGGAGCCUGCCUUGCAAUUCACUGAACUAUACCAGAUUCUGAGCGACAAAACUCUCGGAUCGGGACAGUUUGGCACUGUGUAUGCAGGUGUUCAUCGACAAAGUGGUCGAGAAGUUGCCGUUAAAGUAAUAGCAAAAGAUCGCUUUUCGAAGAAAUCCUCGGCAGGUGUUGAGACCCUGCGAAGUGAAGUGGCGAUACUGCAAUCGAUUUGCCAUUCCGGGAUCAUCAAGCUGGAAUCGAUGUUCGAAACGAAGGAUAAAAUUUUUGUCGUAAUGGAAAAAAUGAAUGGUGAUAUGCUGGAGAUGAUUUUGAGCCAGGCAGCAGGACGUUUGGAUGAGCGAGUGACCAAAUUUUUAAUAAUGCAAAUUUUGUCUGCCCUUCGAUAUUUACAUUCAAAGGGUAUUGCGCACUGCGAUCUCAAACCUGAAAAUGUCUUAUUGUCUGAUCUCGUCAACGCCUUUCCUCAAACUAAAUUAUGCGAUUUCGGCUACGCUCGAUUUAUUGGCGAUGCUCAGUUCAGGAAAACAAUCGUUGGUACGCCGGCUUAUUUGGCUCCCGAGGUUCUCCAGAAGCGAGGUUUGGAUUUUGACAAAUAA
This is a messenger RNA of Gongylonema pulchrum, 1674 nucleotides long. The record is from the annotation of a GenBank genome assembly. NCBI's taxonomy places the organism in Eukaryota, Metazoa, Nematoda, Chromadorea, Rhabditida, Gongylonematidae.